Messenger RNA from Colletotrichum karsti, 918 nucleotides. RefSeq lists its product as uncharacterized. The coding region runs from base 1 to 918 and encodes 305 amino acids. Gene Ontology annotation, molecular function: cyclin-dependent protein serine/threonine kinase regulator activity. NCBI's taxonomy places the organism in Eukaryota, Fungi, Ascomycota, Sordariomycetes, Glomerellales, Glomerellaceae. Gene Ontology annotation, biological process: regulation of transcription by RNA polymerase II. The transcript is spliced from 2 exons. The record is from RefSeq and is a predicted model, not a curated record. Gene Ontology annotation, cellular component: nucleus.
AUGGCGCACAUGACGAACCCGCUGGCCACGGCCGAGCAGCUCUACAAGCGCAAUACCUUCAGCUCCCUCCCGCCCGACCUGCAGGAUGUCAUAUUCUACGCGACCCAGGUCCUCACACAGGCCGCCGGCGUGCUGCUGGACCUGCCGCAAUCGACCACGGCCCAGGCCAAUGUUCUCCUGGCGCGGUACUGGCUCGUCGAGUCGCCAAUGACAUCAGAAUUCAGCGACGCAUCCGCCGCCGCGCUCUACCUAGUCUCCAAAAUGGGCCCCUUCCCCCGCUCGACCCGCGACGUAUCGAACGUCUACGCGUUCCUCCUCUCCUCGGCAUCACCCCUCUUCCGCGGCGAGCCGCCGGAUCUGACGAAGAAGAAGGACCGCCCGGACCCGACGACCUACUACCAGACCGACGGCGAGUACGCCGCCUUCCAGACGCGGAUGCUGGCCGCGGAGGCGCGGAUCCUGUGGGCGCUGGGGUUCGACACGGCGGUGGCGCUGCCGCACGCGCUGGCCGUCACGUAUCUGCAGGCGCUGGAUUUCCUGGGGAAGCCGAGGGCCGAGGUGGCGGGGAGGGUCGUCGCGCACCUCAACACGGCGCUGCUGAGCCCGCAAAUGUUGUAUCUCACGCACCAGCCCAACGCGCUGGCGACGGCGGCGGUGUAUAUUGCCGCGAGGGAGGCCGGGGCCAAGAUGCCCGAGGUGUCGUGGUGGGAGGUCUUCGACGUCGAGCGGGAGGAGCUCGGGUUUCUUGUUGUAGGGUUUCGGAGUCUCGAAAGCUGGGUGAGGGGGGUCAAGGAGAGUGGGUUGUUAAGCGCCGGGAUGGUUACGAGGGCGGGGAUCGAGAGGGAGGCUAGGCGGAGAGCUGGGGAAGGGGAUGAGGAGGAUGAGGUUAUGAGGUUGAUGGACCAGAAGACUGCGUAG